Molecule: messenger RNA, 1198 nt
Organism: Manihot esculenta (cassava)
Lineage: Eukaryota; Viridiplantae; Streptophyta; Magnoliopsida; Malpighiales; Euphorbiaceae
Product: protein SRC2 homolog
Exons: 1
Coding region: 122-940 (272 amino acids)
Biological process (GO): defense response
Source: RefSeq, a predicted model, not a curated record
UGUGAGAACUGGUCUGUGACCUAUAUAAAGAAGUAACCUCAAGCGCAAAAUCGCCGGCACAACACCAAAGCCUAGCAUUUCAAUUUUCUUAUUUAAUUCAACUCCUCCUUUGUCCUGCAAAAUGGGUUCUCGCUACGAGGUCGAAGUAACCAUCACAUCAGCCAAGGACCUAAAGAACGUCAACUGGCGCCACGGCCCUCUGAGGCCCUACGCAGUCGUUUGGAUCGAUCCAAACCAUAAAUGCUCCACCACAGUCGACGAGGAAGGCGAUGCCUGUCCUCUAUGGGAUCAGACCCUUGUUAUUCCCUUGCCUUCUGCCCCAAUUGAGGACCAAACUCUCUACAUCGAUAUAGUCCACGCCGGUCGUGAGGAAGACACCAAGCCGCUCAUCGGCUCCGCCCGGUUAAAACUCGUCGACGUUCUUGAUGAAGUCGGCAUUGGCGAACGAGUUAAGCGCUCUCUCCAGCUCAAGCGUCCCUCAGGUAGACCUCAAGGGAAAGUCGAUGUUAAAGUUACGAUCAGAAACCCUCAGUAUCGUGCGCCUGAUGCGUACUACGCACCACCUCAUGGUGUUCCUCCACCAGCUGCUUCGAGAGACUAUCCAUAUGGAAGUCCAUACUCUGCAGCCCCACCACCACCCAAUCCAUACUAUUCAGCGGCACCGCCCAGUGGAUAUCCUUACGGUGGGUACAACGCGCCAUCUCCACCAGGACCUUACGGUCAACCAAGUUACGGUUACGGUCAGCAGCCCGUUUACGUGCAGGAGGAGAAGAAAAGCAAGUUUGGUGGGAUGGGGACAGGAGUGGCUGUGGGCGCGGUAGCUGGGGUCUUAGGUGGAUUGGCAUUGGCGGAGGGCGUCGACGCUCUGGAGGACCAUAUUGCUGAUGACGUGGCAGAAAAGGUCGAGGAUGAUCUCGGCUACGAUGAUGACGACUUCUAGAGCCUGCUACGGCAACUUUUUAUUUUUAUUAAUAAGUUAUUAUUAUCCUCCGGAGAAAUAUCAAGAAACAUGCUUCCCUUUUCUUUUUCCUUGUUUUUUUUUUUAUUUUUUAUUUGUGGUUUAAAUAGUUUGGUAAUGCUGGCCGUGCUUGUUGUCAUCGUCAUUAUCUUGUUUUCUUUUACCUAAAUUAAUCGUGUCGAUCUACAUAACCAAUGUGAGAAACAUCGCAAAUUAUCUCUUAAUUUAUUGUUUCUGCAA